AUGAGUGUGAAUGAUUGUGCAAGACCUUUUGGGGGUAGCACUGAAGAUGGCUGUAGGAAAAUGAGGAACAACAAUGGAGAUGCAGUGGAUUCCCUAGAUGGAGAUUCCAAUGCUAAUGAAAUCCAAAGGGAACAUGGAGGAAUUUUGGAGGUUAUUGACACCAUGACCUCUGUGGUACCCCAGACUGAGAAACAGGGUAAGAUGAUUAUUCAGGGCACAGGUUCCCUGUGUGAUGACCCAGAGCUGGCUGAGUUUGAGAGGCUUGAAAGUCAGGAACUAGAAAAUGAGGAAGAGAGCAAUAGUCCUAAAGAUAACCUGAAGGGGCCAUCCACCAUUGUUAUGCAGACCGAAGCAAAAUAUCCAAGUGAUAAAGAUGGACCCUCCCAGCUAACUUUAAAAGAGCAGGAUUCCACCAUUUGCCCUCAGUGCACUAGCAAAGAAGCACCGGGAUGCAUAACAAGGGCUGAGUUUAGCUCUGAUAAUGAUGUUUUUGUGUCUUGCCUCUCCACAAUGUCUAGUCUUGGAGGAAGUCUUGCUAGUGCCCUGGACCAUGCUGGUCGAACCCAGAGCUCUGAUUCAUGGCAUGCACCCUCAGGACCAUACCGAACUCUCUCGGAGGACCUAACACUUGCCAUACAGUCUUGUCUGACCAAACCAGACAAAAGUCGGAGCUCCAUACACACAGCAAAAAGUACAUCAAAAAACAUUAGUGUUGAUCUGAACCUCAACUCAACUACUUUGCCAGAGGAACAUCUUUUAGAAGCACAAGAAAACCAACCAGCUACAGACUUUGCAACAUAUGAGAACUCAGUCCAGCUGACAAAUGGUGUGAGUGAAUGUAGCAUUACUAUGGCCAAAAGGGUCCCUAAUGAAUCUGGAAGCGCUAGUGAGGACAAUCCAGGAGAACCAGGCAUUCAUACUAAGGAGCACCAAGUAACAGAAGACAAGGAUCCAAAUUUGAAAACAUCAACUCAGAACUCUUGCCAACCUGUAAUCUCUGAAAAUACACAGUCUACUUCCCAUACUAGAAGGCUCUCCCAUGAUCUCAGUGGUGAUAUACAGAAUAAACUCAAAUCCCAUGAUGAAGAAUGUUCUGCUCUGAAUUUAAACUCCUCUACAGUAACCUCAAAGGGUACACCAGUCCAUUAUGGUGGCUCUGAACCACAACUGUACAGGAAGAAAUCAACUUUUGAAAAAACACGAAGUUCUAGUUCAUUGGAACGAAGAAGGCCCUGGAGCAGCCCUUCUCGCCCUGAGACCCCUCCAUCCCCUAAAAUCACCUUUUCACCUCGGAAACAGCCACCUCCUUCACCAGCCAGAUCUAUUAGCACAAGAGAGGGUAGUCAGGAACAUACUGAAACUUCACAGAGGGGUACCAGUGGUCUGAGGCAGCCAAGUAAAAGUUUUCUCACUAGCUUUAGUAUUAUCCCAAAAUCUGUUCUUUCUCAACAACCCACUAGAGCAAAGACUGAACCUAAGAGGUCCUCUCCACCUCACAAGCCCAAAAAUGUCCGACCUAAAAUCAUCACCUAUGUCCGCAAGAAUCCUCAAGCAAAGACAUUGUCUGAAGGACCCUACGAAGUAUCAACUCUUCCACCCAGACUUCCACCUUACGCCAGCUCUCCAACCUCAAAAGAGCCAAAGGUUGAGGGGUCCAGAUGUUCACCCACGCUGAGCUCUUCUAACUUACUUUAUGAUAAGUAUCAGCAGGAGAUACAGAGAUCAGGGUACUACACCCCUCCAGGACUGAUGGUCUCUGGAAUAAGGCCACCCAGUCACACUGUCCCCCAUAAAUUGGUGGGAAAAUCAGACUGUUUCCACGGGGAGCUGCCAGAUCAAUAUUUGCAUGAGGUUGGUAGAGGGGUUCAGCUGUCUACCCAUGAUACUGCUGGUGUUUUCCGCAUUCCUAGAGCUUUAAGGCCUCAGCUUGGUCUUGGAGCCAUCAGCAGACAGACUGCUUCUAAGAACAGGGAGAUAUUACCAAGUCAAAAGUUGACAUCACCCCUCAGUUACACGGCUCCAGCUGGUCAAGCUCCAAGCAGUCACCAGGAACUCUCAGUUGAUCAGAAGAGACUAGCAUCUGGUGUGGCUUCCAAAUUUAUGGUACCCAAACCAGGUCAAACUGGACUGCGUCCACCUGGCUUCUCCCACCUGCCUCCAGCCCGACUGGCUGCAUUUGGCUUCAUCCGCAGUGCCAGUGUGUCCUCCGUGUCCAGCAACCAAUCAAAUGACAGCACACACAGUGACCCCUGCCGAUCCAGCCGUCCAAACAGUGGCAGUGAGGAGACCCUCCUCUCUCGCUCCCCUCUCCCCCUCACUGAAAGCAGCAGUGUGAGAAGUCCUUACCGCGGCAGCCCCACACCCUCCAGUGGCCCCACCCCCACCCGCCGCUCUCUGCUCCCCCCUCGCGGCUCACCUGUGGCCUCUAGAAAAGAGUUUCAAAGGGAUCUAGAAAUUACACGUCCCAUUGUGUCAUCUCCAAAGAGGUUUGCAGUGGUCUCUCCUAAGCCUCAAUCCCCUGUAUCACCUAUAGUUCAGGUUCUCCACAACGAGAUUGAGAACAGUAGUGGUGUGGCAGUGGACUUCAGCUUAGAUGGCUAUCUCUUUAACAUUAAGAGGCUCUACGCAACCACUGAACUCCGGAGAGAGCGAUUCCUGCAACUGCAGUAUACAAACAACUGUGCUUUUGUGGACCAUACUCCGGAGGAUCUCCAGUCCGUCUUUGCUGUGGAAGUGAGAGCGUACAGCAGGAUGGGGCUGACAGUCAACACCACCAAGACACAAGUGGUUUGCCAAUGGACCUUCACUUUUGGUGGUGAACAGCUGUCAGUAGUGCCAUCCUUAAAAUAUCUGGGGAGUAUACUCGCAGAGCUUAGGGGCAUCGACAACGAUAUCCAGAGCUGGAUUAAACAGGUUGCAUCUGCCUGGGAGAAUUUAGCGCAGAUGCGUCAGAAAUCAUGUGUUGCCCGUCUGGGUGGCCGUGUGGAGGGUGUGGAUGCCGAGCGGGAGCGUCUGAUGGUGCAUAGACUGAAAGAGAGGUGUGAAGAUCAGGCCCAGCACCUGAUUAACCUGCAGGAUGAGCUCAGGAAGGCUUCACGAUGCCUUGAUGUGUUCAGCAUAACCACUCAACACUUCUGCCAGAUGAGUGAGAGUGGAGCUGUGAAGGAGAGGGAGUUGUCCCUGCAGUUAGCCAGGAUCAGGGAUGAAGUGGUGGUCAGUGUUCGGCGGUGGGAGCGUCUGCAGGGUGAGAAGGUCCAACUGGAGCAGAGUUUUGAGUGGAAGCUGAAAGGACUCAAAGAGCAGCAACAGAAGGAGCUCAAGGCCCUGCAGGAGAGACUGGUAAAGGAGCAGCACUCUGAGAUACAGCGACUCCAGCAACAGCAGAGCAACCACCUUGAGCAGCUCCGCUCCCAGCACCAGGAACAGUUUGAGGAAAUGAGUGCGAAUCAUGAGACUGCCCUGAUGGAGAUGGAAGCAACGCACAGUGCCUCUCUGGCCACACUACAGGAAGAACACACCAGAACCAUCAAGAAUAUAAAGAUGGCACAUGAGCAACAGAAGAAAUCCAUGGAAGAGGAAUUUGAGAAGCUCAGACUCUCACUGCAGGAUCAGGUGGACACUCUAACAUUUCAUAACCGCACUCUGCGAGACCGGGCCAAGCGUUUUGAAGAUGCUCUAUGCAGAAGCACAGAUGAGCAGAUUGUGGAUGCCCUCGCCCCAUAUCAGCAUAUCGAGGAGGACCUAAAGAGUAUCAAAGAGGUUCUGGAGAUGAAGAACCAGCAGAUUCAUCAACAGGAGCUCAAGAUCUCAGAACUGGAGAAAGUGCAGGCUCAAACAAAUGUACAUUUGGAGGAGCGUAUUCAGGUGUUACAGCAGCAAAAUGAAGACCUGAAGGACAGGAUUGACCGCAACCUUGCCAUGUCCAGGCAACUGUCGGAGGAAAAUGCCAACCUGCAGGUGUACGUGGAGAAAGAGAGCAACGAGAAGAAACGACUGAGUCGCACCAAUGAAGAGCUUAUGUGGCGGCUUCAGUCAGGCGAGUUGAGUCCUCGAAUGUCUCCAACCCAGUCACCCCUUCAUCGGCCAUCGUCAAGUCCCACAUCCCCCUCCCGAGCACAGCCCUUUCCUAGAUGA
Xyrauchen texanus (razorback sucker) is the source of this 4134-nucleotide messenger RNA. RefSeq names its product microtubule associated tumor suppressor candidate 2b (gene mtus2b). Gene Ontology annotation, molecular function: microtubule binding. Gene Ontology annotation, cellular component: nucleus; cytoplasm. The record is from RefSeq and is a predicted model, not a curated record. Lineage: Eukaryota; Metazoa; Chordata; Actinopteri; Cypriniformes; Catostomidae.